Megalobrama amblycephala (Wuchang bream) is the source of this 3318-nucleotide messenger RNA. RefSeq names its product proline-rich protein 36-like. The record is from RefSeq and is a predicted model, not a curated record. The transcript has 3 exons. Bases 2061 to 3221 code for a protein of 386 amino acids. Lineage: Eukaryota; Metazoa; Chordata; Actinopteri; Cypriniformes; Xenocyprididae.
GUUUAUGGUACGCAGUUUUUCGCGUGCAUAUGAUACGCACUUUAUGGCGUGUAUAUGAUACGCUCUUGGGUAAGAUGGGGGUGGGGUUUCGUACAUAUAAUACGCCAUAAGGUGCGUAUCAUGCACGCGAAAAACUGCGUACCAUAAGCACGCCAAAACUCAUUUUGGCGUAUAUAUUCUACGAGAUUACACACUCGUACUAUUGAUACGCAUUUUCGUGUGAUCGGGCUCCAUUUUUUUUUUUUUUUUGUUCUAUUGCAGAAUCAAAACCAUGAAUGCUGUAAAUACUGUGCAACUGUUCAUUGUGGUUUGGACUUUUACUGCUGUCUGUCGAGCUGAUGAUGAUGGCUGCAGCUGUGAGGAUGUGACUGGAACUGAGAAGAAAGAAGUAACUCUCAUCUGUAACGUCUCUCUGAAGCGCUCUGAAUGCUGCAUUAUAUUGUAUAAGUUUUACUACACUGAGAAAUAUAAAGACUCAACAAUCUGUAGAGAAGAUCUUCCUCUGGACUCCUGUGAACAGAGAAACAACUUCACAUGCAGACACACUCCAACUACAGCAAUGAUUGGACAAUUCAGAUUCUUUGUGCAAACAAUGUGUGGAGUAAUAAAAACAAAAUUCACUGUGAACAUAACAGGUACUGUAUAUGUUUGUUUGUUUGUUUGUUUGUUUGUUGUUUAAAAUCUGUUAACAGAACCCAGAAAUCCUGAAACUGACACUGAAGCUCUUCGCAAAGAGAUGGAUCCUGGAUCAGAGGUGGGUUCUAGAUGUAAUGGUACUAUCAUCGUUUCAGUCGUGGGCUGUUUCAUCAUCCUCAUCCUCAUCAUCAUCAUCAUUAUUGACAAAAAUAAAUCAAACCAAACCUUGUGGAUUCCAGAGGAGGAUGUUUCUGUGCCUCAGACAUGAUGAAGUAAACAGCAAUUGUCCAGUAAAUGUGGUCUAAUAUCACAGACUUAACAUUAUAAAAGCAUUGAGUUUUGUUUGAUUUUCAUGUGAAGAUCAUGAAAGACACAAACUUUAUAAGAACUCUAUAAACUAUAUCAGUACAUAUUAUCUGUUAUAUCUCAAACUACUGAACUAUAUAACUCUGGUUGCAGGUUUUUUGAUUUCUGUGAAAUAACGGUAUAUUAAUGAUCUUUUUGAUCCGUGUAUAUACAGGAUGCAUAUAUAUGAACAUUAAGAGGCAAUGCAACAAAACCCAAACUGUGUUUGGUUUUGCUCUUGUUUUCUGACUGGAAUGUCUAUAAUGAAUGUCAAUUUUUGUAUUUAGUAAGUGGCAAGUUAUACCUCAAGCAUGGAAAUAUUUUUUUUACUAUUAAUAUUCUGUUUACCUGCAAUUUUCUAAUGCUGGUUUUGUACAGAGUUCUUUUUAUUAUUAAAAAAGAAAAAAAUGCAAUGAAUAAACAUGUUGUCAUGAUCACCGUCUGCCCCUGUCACGCCCCGGACUACAUCUCCCACAAUCCCCUCUGCCAGUCACAUGUUCUCUCCUUGUUAAUCACCACACCCAGCUGCAGCUCAUUACACGGACUACAAAAGACUCAUACACACAUCACCUCGGGGCUAGGUCUUGUUUUCCCCAGUGUAACAUUUCCAAGCGUUUAUCCUGUUUCCCUGUCGGUUCCGGUUCCGGUUCCGAUUCCGGUUCCUGUUACUGAUCCCUGUCUGGUUCUCCUGUUCUGUGAUUGAUAGCUGCCUACCUUUUGACCACUGCCUGUACUCUGACUACGAUCCUGCCUGUCUCUGAUGUUCCAGUUCGCUCCGUUUGACCAUGCCUGUAUGACCACGCUCAACAUUUAAUAAAGCUUUGCAUGUGGAUCUUACUCUGAGUCCCGCCUUCGUUACGGAAGACCUAGAUCAAGAUCCAGCAGCUUCGUUGGGCGUCCUAGUCCCAGCAUGCAUCCCGCAAUGCACCUUGUAAGCCUUCGUCAAGGUAACUGUACCCUGGAGGCACAUAUUCAGAGAUUCCUGGACAUUGCUCAUUUUUCUGAUUUACCGGACUGUGCCCUCAUUGACUUUUUUGCCUAUGGACUAAACGAACCUCUUAAGGGGUAUUUAAUCGCUAAUGGUCGCCAAGGGACGUUUAUGGAACGUUCUUGGACUUUGCCCUACUUACCGUUGGUUCACGUUUUACUGUGGGUGUCGCGGGGAAAUACCAAGUCAAGUCCCCGCUGAACGUCCAGAAUCACAUCACGUCUCUGGAUUCGUCCAAGAGUGGAGGAGGUUACGUUCCAGCAUGAAUGAUCCUCCACUGACUACAGCACGAGCGGCUGGCAUUCCUAAGCCUCCGCCGGCCGCUUCGUUCUCAAGUUCGCCGGUUGCAACGCAUUCAAGUUCGCCGGUUGCAACGCACUUAAGUUCGCCGAUUGCGACGCAUUCAAGUUCGCCGGUUGCAACGCACUCAAGCGCCCUGGACGCGAUGGACAAGAUGGCUGCUUUGCCAGUGCCCACGGGCAAGAUGGCCGCCCCUUCGGUGCUUAUGGAUGUAGGGGGCAUUCAAGCCAUUGAGUCCGCUCCAGAACCCGCUUCAGCCAGUGAGUCUGAUCCAGAACCCACUCCAACCGGUGAAUCAUCGCCUCAUCUUCGGAAGAGGAGGAGGAGGAAGAAGGCUUCUUCCGUUCUUCAAGGCUCAGAAGCUUUUCAAGAGCCUGCUGUGGGUCCGGAGACCACCCCAGAGGUCUCUCCUGCUCCGCCCAAGUGUCGUGCUCUGCCAGCAACGCCCAAGCUCCUAGCCCUGCCAGCGUCGCCUAAGCUACUUGCUCUGUCAGCGCCACUCAAGCGUCUUGCCCUGCCGGCACCGUCCAAACGCCUUGCCCUGUCGGUGCCACCCGGACUCCUUGCCCAUGAACCCGCUACGGACCCCGUUGAAAUCCCCAAGAACUUUUUUGGGGGGGGCAGUAUACCUAAAGGUGGGGAGCUUGUGGGUGGGGACCGUGCCCGGCCACUGCCUUUUAGGGCCUUUGAACUAUCAUGGCCAUUUGUGAACCCUGACCCUCCGUGGUCUUUUAUGGACUCUGACCCGCCGUGGCUGCCCGUGGCACCUGACCCACCAUGGCUGCCCGUGACACCUGACCCGCCGUGGCUGCCCGAGUUCCUGGAGCCUGCAUUGGAGACCCCGUUCCUGUCUGCCUUAAGAUCAGUAUACCUAAAGGUGGGGAGCUUGUGGGUGGGGACCAUGCCCGGCCACUGCCUUUUAGGGCCUUUGAACUAUCAUGGCCAUUUGUGAACCCUGACCCUCUGUGGUUUUUUAUGGACUCUGACCCGCCGUGGCUGCCCGUGGCACCUGACCCGCCUUGGCUGCCCGUGACACCUGACCCACCGUG